Molecule: messenger RNA, 1248 nt
Organism: Sitophilus oryzae (rice weevil)
Lineage: Eukaryota; Metazoa; Arthropoda; Insecta; Coleoptera; Curculionidae
Product: chloride intracellular channel exc-4-like
Exons: 4
Coding region: 63-455 (130 amino acids)
Biological process (GO): chloride transport
Cellular component (GO): apical plasma membrane; cytoplasm
Molecular function (GO): chloride channel activity
Source: RefSeq, a predicted model, not a curated record
ACUUAUUUGUACAGGAUAAAGAAGUGGCAACUUUAAUCGAAAACCUUUACACCAAGUUCAAAAUGUACGUUACCAAAUACGAAUCUGCCGAUACGAAAGAGGCCAGUCAACCACUGUUCUCCCAUUUGGAGAGGAUCAACGAUUUCCUGGUCAAGAGAGGCACCCGUUUCCUCACAGGUGAUACAAUGUCAUGUUUUGACUGUGAACUGAUGCCAAGAUUGCAACACAUCAGGAUUGGAGCUAAAGCUUUUAGAAAGUUUGAAAUCCCGACCAGAUUCCAAGGAUUAUGGAGGUAUAUGGAGAACAUGUACGAGCUGGAGGCGUUCAGACAGAGCUGUCCCGCCGACCAGGACAUCAUCAGCCACAUCAAGAACCAGCUGGGCCUGAGGACCACCGCCAGGAUAGAAUUGGAAACGCCGGUCUACACCACCUCCAUCCCCAUCCUAGACUCGUAAAGAUAUUUCUUUUCGUUUAUAGUUUUUUUUUCGUUUGUACGUUCGUUCGUUGUUCACCAGUCGCAUUAGACCUUAAAAUACUACUAAAACCAUAAAUAUAUAAUUUUUAACGGCUUAAUAAUGGUGCAGCGUGGCUAUUACGACACGUUUUUCUUUUAUCGAACUUUUUCUGACACAAAGUAACAUUUUUAGUAUCUUAAAAGAAUUUUUUUCUGAUCCUCCAACAUCGUUAUUUUGAGCACUACAUUUUUGUCAGACUUUGACACCAAAAGAAUCAGUCUACCGUAACUUAAGAAAUACUGGUAAUUGAUGCUCAGAAAAAAAAAUAUUUUUUUCUGAUCCUUUAACAAUUUUUUUUAGGUACAUUUUCUUAAACUUUGACAACGGAGAUCAAUCUGCCGUAACUUAAAAAAUUCUGGUAGUUGAUACUCAGAAAAAACCUUUUUCUGAUUCUUUAACAUCUCAAUUAUAAGUAUUAUAUUCCCGCAGGCUUUGAAAACACGAGAAUAAAUCUGCUAUAACUUAAGAACUAUUGAUAAUUGAUGCUCAGAAAAAGAAAAAAAAAUUCUGAUCUACCUUUGUUUUAUAGGGAAGUUUAUCAUUUUUGUUUAGGUUGUCUCUGACAAAAAGUCAUUAGCUCAAGAAAUGAUUUUAAGUAUUGCUCAGAAAAAAUUAUAAUCUACGUCAGUUUUAUACCAAAAAUUAAACUGCGGUUUCUUUAGACUUUCUCUGUGAAUAAAAUCGAUCUCUGGUGAUUGGUGCAGUUUUUUCUGGUUCUCGACAGUUUUAUAUU